UUUAAUUGGGUUUCGAGAGCGCGAGUAGAGUGCCUUCUUUAUUUCAUCUUAUAUGUAUAAUGUAUAUGUAUAAUUUAUAAAUCUGCGUGUCUGUGCCCUGUGUUUUGUGUAUAAUUAAAGAGUUCAACUUCAACUAUUUAAUAAUUAUCAAACUUUAAAAUUCCGGCUGUGAAACAUAAGACUCAUUAAAAUGUCAACUCCACCUCGAGAAACUAUUCAAAAGCAAAUACAGCAGGACUGGGCGAAUAGGGAAUAUAUUGAAGUUAUUACAGGAAGCAUCAAGAAAAUCACGGAUUUCCUCAACUCGUUUGAUAUGUCAUGUAGGUCUCGGCUUGCUACUUUAAAUGAAAAAUUAACAUCAUUAGAGAGGAAGAUUGAUUAUUUAGAAGCAUGUGUGACCAAAGGAGAAACUUUGACAUAAGUGCCACAUAGUGAAAAGAUUGAAAAAGUCAUGAAGUAGCUGAAUUCAGCAUUAAUAGAUUGAUAAUGCUGAAGCUUACAUAAUUUAUUAUUUAACUGAAGUAAUUUAAAUCUUUGAUUUUAUUGAAACUUAGCUUCAUUAAAUGAUUUCUUAUUUUAUUUUCAAGAUUUAAGCUCUACAAUUUAAUUUCAAUGAUAUGACUGCAUAGCCUUAAUUUCUAGAAAUCCACCUGAGAUAUAUGAGAGAGUGGUUUGUAGUUAUGAAUUCUUAUUACUGACUUUUAAGCAAUUUAUUGCUGAAUAGUACAGUCUUACUAAGCUUUCAAUAAAAAUUGACUGGUGUAACCAUGUCAUCAAUAAAAAAUCAUAUAUGACAAUAUUUUUUUUCUGAUACAUCUUAAUAUCAUCAUAAAUAGUUUUUGCUUUUGUUUUAUGCUGCAAUAUGCAUAGAGCUGUAUUUUUACUUGCCAUUGUAUAAUUUAACAUACAGUAUACAAUCUGUAAUGACCAAACUAGUAUGUUAAAAAUGUAAAACUGCAACUAUCAAAUUUAAUACCGUUGUUAAUUUUCUGGGCUGAGACCUAGUGUAAACUACAAGUUUCAAAGGUUAGUCCUAAAUGAACAACUUUGAGUGUAAUAAAUAUUAUUUAAUUAGUUAUGUUAAGUUUGUACAUUUAUAUUUAAAAUGUCUCUUAUCUUAUGUAAAUUAUAAAUAAAGAUGAUUCUUGUCUUGUA
Pieris brassicae (large cabbage white) is the source of this 1155-nucleotide messenger RNA. It is a transcript of the gene HSPC300, whose product is annotated as probable protein BRICK1-B. The coding region runs from base 191 to 421 and encodes 76 amino acids. Gene Ontology annotation, molecular function: protein-containing complex binding. The record is from RefSeq and is a predicted model, not a curated record. NCBI's taxonomy places the organism in Eukaryota, Metazoa, Arthropoda, Insecta, Lepidoptera, Pieridae. Gene Ontology annotation, biological process: cell motility; regulation of actin polymerization or depolymerization; actin filament organization. Gene Ontology annotation, cellular component: SCAR complex. The transcript is spliced from 3 exons.